GUCGAUGUGCUACUGCAGAGGCCACAAACCUAAUGGGUACAGUAAUUUACAUUCGCUGACAUCAUCAUCCGCAGCAUCUAGACAAAGCUCUCAGCAUCUGCCCACUACUCAAUUCGUGAAGAAACCCAGCUUGAAAACUGGCCUAGGCUUGGGGCACUCCAGAAGUGACUUAAGUCCGAAUUAUAGUCGUCGUAACUCGGAUGUGAGUCACUGUUCCAGUUGCAGUUGCAGUUCGUCCCCCAUCCAACAGCAGCAACGGCAACAUAGCUGCAAUAAGGUCUUGACCUGGGGCUGGGAGCGGGAGGAGCUGAGCGAAGGAAUAAAUACACAGUAUACCGACAAUCGUCGUCUCUAUGAGCAAAGCGCCUGCGUCGCUAAUCGUUUGCCAAUGACUCUGAACCAAGGUCAGUGUCAGGGUCGCAGCCCCACUCCCACUAAAUCUAAAUCAGAUAAGAAUGAUGGACUGCGUCAGCUGCGUUCACUUCAACAAUUUCGAUUAUCGAAUGCAAUGGAUUGCUUCAGCGAGAAGCGACAAGAUGAAUUGCGCUUACAACAGGCCUAUGAUAAACUAGAUAGAAAUAAGUGGCAAAAGAAUAAGGCCAACAUAAGUACGCAGCAAGCCAAGUUGACUGAGCCAACAACAACAGCUCCUUAUGCCUGGCGUCAAAAGCUAUUGCAAUGGCAAUUACAAAGAGAGGCACAAAACGUCGAGGCAAGAGGAGAAGUAGGAGUUGGAUCGAGCGCAACAUGCGCUCCAUUGGAAAAAAGCUGUGCUUUAAGAUACAAUUGCUAUUGAAAA
Drosophila willistoni is the source of this 799-nucleotide messenger RNA. RefSeq lists its product as uncharacterized. NCBI's taxonomy places the organism in Eukaryota, Metazoa, Arthropoda, Insecta, Diptera, Drosophilidae. The transcript has a single exon. The record is from RefSeq and is a predicted model, not a curated record. The coding region runs from base 5 to 796 and encodes 263 amino acids.